UUUUUUAUAAACUCCGCCUAUAGUAGGCGGCAACUGAAAAAAAUGUUGAAGCGAAUUGGACUUGGAUUGACUUCAGUUUGUUCGUCUUGUGUUGGUAGGGACGGGGCCAGGAACCAGAGGAGACAUCAGAGACUUGAGAAUGAUCCUUAUGAAGAGCGUGCAGAUGAAGAAUACAUUUUGCCCAAUGGAAACUUAGUGUGGGACCCGUCCAGUAAAAAGUUCAGCUCUCAAAGAACAGAUGGUAGGGGGCCCGGAUAUGUUCCUCCUGAUGUACCUAAAUCCGAAGCGUCACGUAUUCCAACAGUUGAAGAGUUUAAGCUUCUGAAGACACUUGGAAAGGGAGCUUUUGGAAAGGUCCUUUUAGCUGCUCAUAAGCCCACAAGGCAUCUUUAUGCACUGAAAGUUGUGCCAAAGGCAAAAUGCACAAGUAGGAAACAGAUCAGACAGGUCCUAUCUGAAAUGGACAUACUAAAGAUUGUGAAGCAUCCCUUUUGUGUUGUGCUGCAAUUUUCAUUUCAGAACAGUGAAUUUCUUUUUUAUGUGUUUGAGUUUGCUGCUGGAGGAAUGCUUUUUUAUCACUUGAAGGAAGAGGGUCGUUUUACUGAAGCAAGAGCAAGAUUUUACAUCGGUGAAAUUGUUUUAGCACUAGAAUACCUUCAUGGCCUUGGGAUCAUAUUUAGAGAUCUCAAACCUGAAAAUUGUUUAUUAUCGGCAGCUGGGCACAUUGUUCUUACUGACUUUGGCAGUGCAAAAAAGCUGCUUGAAGGUGAAAAGACAUCUACUCUAGCAGGUACCCCUCACUACAUGGCACCAGAAGUGCUAAAAGGUGAACCUUACACGACAAGUGCUGAUUGGUGGUCCUGUGGUGUACUUCUCUUUGAAAUGAUAACUGGAAAAACGCCGUUUGAGUCAUCGGACAGAAUGGAAUUGUACAGAGCAAUUUUGGGAGGACAUUUUAAGAUGCCAAUGUUUGUUUCGAUUAGAGCUCGAUCAAUUUUAUAUGAACUAAUUCAAACAAAUCCUGACAUAAGACUAGGGACUGUUGAUGAAAAUGACUCCAGUGUGUCACAUAAUGACAUUAAGAAGCAUUGCUUCUUUUCACAACAUCCAAUGGAUCCAGAAGAAGAGAGUAAAUAUUUAAGGGAAGAAACUAGACGACAAGAGCUGCUCAGCUCAAAAGGAAUCUCAACUGGAAGUCUUAUUCAAAAGUUUACAAGUGAAAUUACAAGUUCACUAUCUCGACAAACAGUUUUAUGCGAUUGGCAAUGGGACCAGCUGCUUGCCUGUAAUGUCACUCCACGUUUUCCAAAAUUAGCACACCCAACAAACUGUAGGUACUUUGAUUCUGUUGCUACUUCCUUUGCUCCCACAUUAACUGAUUUACCGUUAUGUGAUGAUCAUUUUUAUCUUGAUGAUUUUGAUUUUGUACGAAACUGAUAGUUUCACAAUUUUAAAAGGGUUUUAGAUUUUUUUGUUGAUGUAAAGAUUAACUGUGACAAGUAUUGUAUUAAAUUUAAUAUUAAAA
Messenger RNA from Amphimedon queenslandica, 1525 nucleotides. Its product is annotated as cAMP-dependent protein kinase catalytic subunit alpha-like. Gene Ontology annotation, molecular function: ATP binding; cAMP-dependent protein kinase activity. The record is from RefSeq and is a predicted model, not a curated record. Gene Ontology annotation, biological process: protein phosphorylation. The transcript is spliced from 11 exons. Bases 43 to 1437 code for a protein of 464 amino acids. NCBI's taxonomy places the organism in Eukaryota, Metazoa, Porifera, Demospongiae, Haplosclerida, Niphatidae. Gene Ontology annotation, cellular component: cAMP-dependent protein kinase complex.